Suillus discolor is the source of this 941-nucleotide messenger RNA. RefSeq lists its product as uncharacterized. The transcript has 4 exons. The record is from RefSeq and is a predicted model, not a curated record. The coding region runs from base 126 to 782 and encodes 218 amino acids. NCBI's taxonomy places the organism in Eukaryota, Fungi, Basidiomycota, Agaricomycetes, Boletales, Suillaceae.
AGUCUUAAUAUAUAUAAAAGACACUCACCGCCUUCAAACUGGAGAUUUAUCCCCUGCCGUCAACUGACCUUCCGUUUACACAAAACAUUCCCCCGCAACCAUUUUGCUUCCUUCACUCCCUCUACAUGUCUUCUGUCUCCACUCACACGCCUUCUGAACACACUCGAUAUUGGCACUAUCCCCAACCAAGCGCAUCCAGCUCCCAAAACCCUAUACCCUGUGACGCGCAAAACCAAUCAUCUCAUGUGACAUCUAGGCCAUCGAACCAAUCUAACGGUUAUGCAGAAGGUUUUGAUAUAAGUGUCAAAGUAAAACGAGCAUUUACUUUUGAAGAACUUCAAUCAGGUGCAUACUUCAAUUCUUUGGACGAAUCAGAUCUCCAGUUCUUUGGAAUGUAUGGUCAACCUGUUCUUAUCCCGUGCCCCGAAGAUUCGGAUCAAGGCGGCUGGAGCUUGCAAGGCCAAACCCACAUGCAACAAUGCGGCGAUUCCUCACCGUGCAUCACUACCGCCCAGUAUACUCCUCAUACCAAUCCAUCCUCAUUUCAGAUCUCGAAAUCAUACACGCUAGUCGAUUCUCUCGGGCAGUUAUCCACUUCAACCUCUGCACGAGCACCCAUUGGUACACGUGUUUCUGCUAUGGCUCCUGCAGCGCAUAGUGGCGUGAACCACAUCAAACAUGAAUCCAGUUUGAUGCAACAGGCCUUUGUGGACUUUGCAAAUCCGUCGGACCUCCCAUCAUCGAGUCCCCGCCUGCGUCAUUCUCGACGAUCAGCUUACUGAAGAUAUAAAGCCAAACCUCGCAACACUGGAUGACGAGCCGCCUAUGGAUCACCUACCAUAUCCGCCACCCGUUCAUUCGGUCCCUCCACGACAGUUCCAACCUUAUUCGCCUCAGGAUACAAUGUCAGAAUCUCCCUCUCCGUGCUCCCCUCAUAGCAC